CACUGAAACCGCGUUGCUUUGCAUAUAACUUUCGCUGCCGAUAGAUGGCGGUCCUUAGACCUUGACGGCACCCGGUUUCUUGCAGCGGUUUAGUUAAACGAGUCCCUCAUCCUUGCAGAUGGUCCCCCUGGCCCUCCUUGCUGCCCUGUUGGCUACCCUGGGCUCCUCCUCAGGGUCCCCAACCUCCACCUCCACCUUAGUCAUGAUAGGAGACCCCCCUGUGGUAAGGACCCCCGAGGAGAGGUUCGCCACCUUGCCUCAACUGGGGUACCCGUGGGCGCCCAAGUACCUGCAAAUGAAACUCCAGGAGAACCAGUUUGUCAGGGUGCAUUACAUUGACGAAGGACCUCGCGACGCGUCCGAAACCCUCCUCCUCCUCCACGGAACCCCGGCUUGGUCUUACCUCUACCGGAAGACGAUCCCAACCCUCCUCGCUGCCGGAUACCGAGUCGUAGCCAUAGACCACAUCGGGUUCGGACGUUCGGACAAGCUCACGGAUCCGGAAGCUUAUACUCAUGAACUGCAUGUGGCAACAGUGGUUAACGCCGUACGCGAUCUCGACUUGAAGGGCGUGACGCUCGUGGGCCACGACCUCGGGGGCCCGACGGGGCUGAGCGCCUUAUCGCGGGACUCCGGCCGCUACCGCCGCGUGGUCCUGCUCAACACGUGGCUCCCUCAAGGCGACAUGUUCUCGUCCCUCUCGAGCAUCAAGGAGCACCUGCCCUACCUGUCCUUCCGCGGCCUCACCCAGGUCCUCGGCCGCAACGUGCCCGUGCAGGCCGUGUUCUCCUUGGCCACGCAGUCGUCCGCCGCCGAACUGGAGGGCUACGUGGCGCCGUACCCUUCGUCGCUGUACACGGCGGGUCCCUCCCGAUGGCCGCUCUUGAUCCCGACGUCCUACUCCGACCCCAUGGGCGUCGAGAACCGCAGGGUCGCCGCGUUCCUCGAGGGGUGGGGCGGGCCUGCCCUCGUGGCCUACAGCGACAGGGAGGUCUUCACUCGCCCCGGCCAGGACCUCUUCCGCCGCCUGCUGCCCAGAGCCUGCACGGCCACGGUCAACGACGCAGGGCACUUCUUGCAGGAGGAUCAGGGACCUGCCGUGGCGCGUCUGAUCGUGCAGUUCAUCCAAGGACAGUGUUGA
Molecule: messenger RNA, 1141 nt
Organism: Penaeus indicus
Lineage: Eukaryota; Metazoa; Arthropoda; Malacostraca; Decapoda; Penaeidae
Product: haloalkane dehalogenase-like
Exons: 3
Coding region: 119-1141 (340 amino acids)
Molecular function (GO): catalytic activity
Source: RefSeq, a predicted model, not a curated record